Molecule: messenger RNA, 2526 nt
Organism: Thlaspi arvense
Lineage: Eukaryota; Viridiplantae; Streptophyta; Magnoliopsida; Brassicales; Brassicaceae
Source: the annotation of a GenBank genome assembly
AGAGAGAGAGAGAUGGAUAUGGAAUUUAACGAGUUAAAGGAAGCAAUAGAUCAAGUAAAGCUCGUGGAUGCCCACGCGCACAACAUUGUCGCUCUCGACUCGUCUUUUCCGUUCAUCGGAAGUUUCUCCGAGGCUUCCGGCGACGCUUUAUCUCUAGCUCAUCACUCCCUCUCCUUCAAGAGGAAUCUGAGGGAAAUUGCUAAACUUUAUGGCACCGAAGUAACUCUGGAAGCGAUUGAGAAACAUCGUCAAACCUCUGGUCUGCAUUCUUUUACUUCCAAGUGUUUUGAAGAAGCACGAAUCUCUGCUCUGCUCAUCGACGAUGGAUUGAAGCUGGACAAGAAGCAUGACAUUGAAUGGCACAGAGACUUUGUUCCAUUUGUCGGUCGAGUGUUGCGUAUCGAAACUCUUGCCGAGCAAAUCCUCGACGAGGAGAGUCCUGACGCUUCUCCAUGGACUUUGGAUUCUUUCACCAAAGCCUUUGUUGAAAGAUUGAAUUCAUAUCCUUUUUUGUUUAUCUGGUUUAUCGGUUUGGAUAUUGAUACCCAUGUGAGCAAACAAGUUGCUGAGAAUGGCCUUGUUGAAGUCUUGCAAGCUGGAAAGCCUGUCCGUAUUGGAAACAAAGGCUUGAUUGAUUACAUUCUUACUCGUAGUUUGGAGGUUGCUGAACGUUGCGACUUGCCCUUGCAGAUUCACACAGGUUUUGGUGACAGGGAUUUGGAUUUGCGGUUGUCAAAUCCUCUUCACCUUAGAACCCUUCUCGAAGACGAACGAUUCGCAAGGUGUCGUAUUGUUCUUCUUCAUGCGUCUUAUCCAUUCUCAAAGGAAGCAUCUUAUCUGUCUUCAGUUUAUCCUCAGGUUUACCUUGAUUUCGGGUUGGCGGUUCCAAAGCUUAGUGUCCAUGGUAUGGUGUCUUCAGUUAAGGAGCUCCUUGACUUAGCCCCAACAAAGAAGGUGAUGUUCAGUACUGAUGGCUAUGCAUCUCCUGAGACCUACUAUUUAGGUGCAAAGAAAGCACGUGAAGUCAUCUUCUUGGUUCUGCGUGACGCUUGUGCCAGUGGUGAUCUCUCACUCAUGGAAGCUAUUGAUGCAGCGAAAGACAUUUUUUCACGGAAUGCGAUUGCAUUUUAUAAGCUUCAUCUAGACACAAAUACUUCUAGUCCACAGAGUAGAAUAUCUCCCAAAUCACAGAUGAAGGAGCCUGAUGUUCAAGGAGAUACAAGUUCUUUUGUACGCAUUAUUUGGGUUGAUACAUCUGGACAACAAAGAUGCCGUGCUGUUCAUGCGCAGCGUUUUAACAGAAGUGUGAAGAAGAAUGGUAUUGGUCUGACUCAUGCAUCAAUGGGGAUGCCUUCAUUUACUGAUGGGCCAGCAGAAGAGUCUAAGCUGACGGGUGUGGGUGAGAUUAGACUGGUUCCAGAUCUAUCAACCAAGCGGACAAUACCAUGGACAAAGCAAGAGAGCAUGGUUUUAGCUGACAUGCUCCUGAAGCCUGGUGAAGCAUGGGAAUACUGUCCAAGAGAAACCUUAAGAAGAGUCACAAAAGUUCUCAAAGACGAAUUUGACUUGGUUAUGAACGCUGGUUUUGAAAAUGAGUUUUAUCUCCUCAAGAAUGUUGUGCGGGAAGGGAAAGAAGAGUAUGUGCCUUUUGACUUUGGUCCUUACUGUUCCUCAUCCUCAUACGAUGCUGCAUCUCCGAUUUUCCAUGAAAUUGUACCAGCGCUUGAGUCCUUGAACAUCACAGUUGAACAGUUUCAUGCUGAAUCCGGGAAAGGUCAGUUUGAAAUAUCUCUGGGGCACACCGUUUCAUCUCUUGCCGCCGAUAACUUGGUUUACACACGUGAAGCUAUAAGAUCGGUUGCAAGGAAACAUGGAUUGCUCGCGACCUUUGUUCCAAAGUAUGAUUUAUGCGACAUUGGUUCUGGAUCACAUGUGCAUCUAAGUCUUUGGAAAAACGGUGAAAAUGUCUUCCCUGCAUCUGAUAAAUCAUCUGCUCAUGGAAUGUCUUCCAUCGGACAAGAGUUCAUGGCUGGAGUUCUGUUUCACCUUCCUUCAAUCUUGGCAGUUAUAGCUCCACUUCCAAACAGCUAUGACCGAAUCCAACCUAACACAUGGAGUGGUGCAUUCCAAUGCUGGGGCAAGGAGAACAGAGAGGCAGCUUUAAGAACAGCUUCUCCACCUGGAGCUCCUGAUGGUUUAGUUACUAACUUUGAGAUCAAAUCUUGUGAUGGCUCUUCAAAUCCUCACCUAAGCUUGGCCGUUAUAAUGGCUGCCGGAAUUGAUGGUCUCCGGCGACACCUCCAACUUCCUGAUCCAAUAGAUACAAAUCCAGCCGAUGUGGCUGCUACACUGAAGAGACUUCCUGAGUCGCUCUCAGAAGCUGUUGAAGCUCUUGAGAAAGACGAAGCUCUCCACGAGUUGCUCGGACAAAAGCUUUUAGUUGCCAUAACAGGAGUCCGUAAGGCUGAGGUUGAGUAUUAUUCGAAGAAUCCGGAUGCAUGCAAGCAACUCAUUCACCGGUACUAA